Molecule: messenger RNA, 2118 nt
Organism: Symbiodinium sp. CCMP2456
Lineage: Eukaryota; Dinophyceae; Suessiales; Symbiodiniaceae
Source: the annotation of a GenBank genome assembly
AUGGCGAGUGGUCGAGUCGGCCGCCGAAAAGCGGACAAAGCCAACACUCGGCUCAGGGCCGUGCUAUUAGUCGCGCUGCUGCCAUCUUUGUGGGGACUUCCAUGCUUUGCAGGAUCCACGCUGCAGAAGACUCGAGAUGACCUCGCGCGGGCAGAGCGCGGUAAUGCAGCAGAAGAUCAGAAGCAGUACGCUGAUGGUGUUGUCCAGUCGUCGUCAAGUGAGACUUUCGAGGAGGUCUUGUCGCGAGCUACAACAGCCGAGCAAGUCUUCGAUCAGCUGGAUCAGAACAGGGAGCAUCUGCGUGUAGCUGAUGCUGUCGCCGUGCUCAAGAAGCUACUUCACAAGCCAGACCCAAGAUCGAGGGACGCAUGGCAGCCGACAGAGCCGGCGCAGCUCACCCAGCUGGAGGACUUCAAGCACCUAGUGACGACGCAGAUCGAGAUGGUGCGGAAGAUGAACAAGUUCCUUGCAGCAGAUGUCCUCAUCGAGAGUGCCGAGCUUGGAAAUCAGCUGCUAGACCUGGGCAUGCAGGAUGAAGGCCGGCAACUCUUGGAUAGCUCUCUGAUCGCCAUCGAGCGGGCGUUGCAACCCGAUGUGCUGCUUAGAGGAGGAUUUGGCUUCCUGGUCGCGGAUCUGCCAAAAAUCCUGGCAUCGUUGCCGGGAGGUCAUGACCCGAUCAGACGACGAUGCCUCAGCGCCAUCUCGUCAAAAGCCAGAAGACUCGGUCCCCACAGUCUUCUGGAUGUGGCGCAUUCUCUGGUGGAGAGCAAGGACAAGCUGCAAACGGAGGACCGUGAACUCCUCCGGCGAGUUCUGCAGAUCGCCGCCAGGAAGAAACACAUCUUCAAAGGACCACAGCUGGCGGACAUGCUCUACAGCGGUGCUCUUCUGAACGAGCGGGAUGAAGUCCUGCUGCAAGUGGCCACUCGGAAAGCCGCUACCAACAUCGGUCUCUUCGAGCACACGGACCUUGCCAAGCUAGCCUUCGCUGUGACGAAGUUGGAUUUCAGGGACCAGAACUUUCUAGGAAUGCUUGCGCAAGCGACGUCUUGGAAAGCAACUGUUAUGCCUGCAUCCACACUGAGUCAGAUUCUGCUGUGCUUGGGCCAUUUCCGCUUCGCAGACAAUGACUUGGCUAUCGAUGAUGCAGUCAAGCAACUCAAGGCUCUUCUAUUGACGGAAGAGCUCGAUCCGGGUGUGCUGAGCGAUGCUCUCAAGGGCUUGGCCCAGCUGCAGCACCUGGACAACGAGUUCCUGGAAGCAUCUGCCAAGCAACUGGCGAUGUUCACGCGAACCUUGGCUCGCCGGAAGCUGGAGGAAUCGGAGGGGGAAGAAGUCCACGACUUGAUGGUUGGAAGAGACCCAACGGAAGUCGUGAGCACUGCUGCGGCAGCGAUGGCAGCACUGCAGUACAGGAGUGACCACUUCAUGGAAGCCGUGCACGAGUUGGUUUCGGAGCACGCCGCCACUUUUACAUUUGGUGGCCUGGCCAAUGUGCUCUGGAGUUGUGCCAUUCUGGAGAGCAAGCCGGAGCUGUCGGACCUCGUUGCUGCUGCGGCUGUUCAGCUUCCGGAGCCGUCGCCAGCGGACCUUGUGCGUAUGGCUUGGGCCUUCGCUCGACUUGGAAAGCGAGACCCUGCUUUUAUCGAAAUGCUGAAACGUCAGGUUGAAGUCAUUCCGAGAUUGGAUUCAAUGCUUCUUCCAGACUUGGGCUGGGCGCUUCUCAAGCUGCAAGCCACGGAUGACGCAGUCUUGCAGAAGCUGCAAGAUCAGGCUGGACGAGUUUCCAAGCUCGACGGCAUGGACUGGAUGACGCUCAUCUUGGCUCUUCGUCGCGCCAAUCAGGCUGACGCGGCGCAGACGGACGGCCUCUUGAGUAGAUGUGCUGCCCAGAUGACAGGCAAAUUGCCUCAGCAGGCAGACUCAAGUAUUUUGGCAUUGGAUUGGCUUCUACAAUCAGUCAAUGUUCCCGAGGAUGCUGGACGGCUCCGUGAUGCCGUGGCGACUCAGGUGGCUGGUCGGAGACUCGACAACUCGAACCUGGAGAAGAUGUUCAGCGAUGAGGGCUUCUGCCUCCAGCUGCCGGCAAGUGAAAGCAAUCUGUUCGCGACCAUAUAG